GACGAACUUGAGAAACAAUAUUUGAAAUAAAAAUAACUUUCUUUAGACUUUCUUACUCUUAUUCAUUACAAAUUCAAAGCAACAAUCAUGGCAAAGAAAUGCGAGCAAUACACAGCCAAGAUAUUGGACCAUGGUAAAUGGGAUUCGGGUGCUAUUAAACAUUAUAAUACCAUAGAACGCAUACAGAAGCAACUACGCAAAGGCUAUUGGUCGUAUCUAAACGACCAUCCAGAAAUACGCGCUAUUAUACGCGUUAUUAUGCAUCAGGUUAUCAACGAGAAUCCCGAUAAUGUGCGUCAGUUCAUAGCCCACUUCUUCAACUGUCGCCGCACACCGCUGCUAGUGCCAAUGAUCAACACGCAGCUGAAGUAUGUGAAGGAACAAUUGAAGCGAGGACGCUGGAGCAAGUAUGAUGCAGAGACGCUGUUUCUAGAAACUCCAUCGACCCAUUCGCUGCUGUCUAAUGCAUCCACAGAUCACAAUGUGCAUCCGGUGCUUACCUAUGCGUUAGUUUUCAAAAAACCAGACGAGUGUGGCAUAGACAAACCGCCUUACUAGGACUAGUAAGCUUGGCUACCAAAUUUUUGUAUAUUAAGGAUUAAACAUUUUCAAAAUUUUCAAGUGUAUGCAAUACAGAUAUAUCUUUA
Drosophila busckii is the source of this 647-nucleotide messenger RNA. RefSeq lists its product as uncharacterized. The coding region runs from base 88 to 558 and encodes 156 amino acids. The record is from RefSeq and is a predicted model, not a curated record. Lineage: Eukaryota; Metazoa; Arthropoda; Insecta; Diptera; Drosophilidae. The transcript has 3 exons.